Arabis nemorensis is the source of this 360-nucleotide messenger RNA. NCBI's taxonomy places the organism in Eukaryota, Viridiplantae, Streptophyta, Magnoliopsida, Brassicales, Brassicaceae. The record is from the annotation of a GenBank genome assembly.
AUGUCAUCAAGAGAAGUAUCAACGAUGAUCAAACUUGCAGACCCAUCUCUCUCUUUCUCUCCUUCAAGAACUCCGUCCAAACUCUCCUCUCCUCCACCUCCACCGCCAAACGAAUCGACCCACUCAAACCCGACCCUUUUCGACAUGAUGUCAGAAGAGCACAGCCGCGAGCCACGGAGGAAAUCUCACGCGCGCGUGGCGCAGAUCCUUACUGAGUUCAAGAACGGCGUCGUUUACGGCCAUAGCCUCGGGCCAAGCGACGUGAAGCUGACUGUGGUGGGGAAAGACGGUUACAGAGUCACCAUAGGAAGGUUUUAUCAGAGAAGAGUAGGGGUUUUUCAUGAAGAAGAUGAAUUCUAG